UGACUUCCUGUGCUCCCUCCCUCCUGUCAUUGAGCCGUGGUAGAGGAUGCAUUAGCAGCUUGCUGCAGCCAGGUUUUCCGUCUGAUCACAUAUCCUGUGCUCUUUAAAAAUGUCCUUGCAGAGAAAAUCAAAGAAGAUCCACUCCUCGGGGGGUCCAGUCUACUCCUCUACUGGUUACAAGAAGGCAGACGAUGAGAUGUCAGGGGCCACGUCCAGUGCUGACCAGGUGGAGGCAACUACCCGCAUCAUCCUCUUCAAUCAACCCCAGACCUGCAAGUUCAGAGACAACAGAGUCAGCACAGCCAAGUACAGCGUGUUAACGUUCCUACCUCGAUUCCUCUAUGAGCAGAUCAGGAGAGCUGCCAACGCUUUCUUCCUCUUUAUUGCCUUAUUACAGCAAAUCCCUGAUGUUUCUCCAACAGGAAGAUACACCACUCUGGUGCCCUUAAUCUUCAUCCUGACUGUAGCUGGCAUCAAAGAAAUCAUAGAGGACUAUAAACGACACAAGGCGGACAAUACUGUUAAUAAAAAGAAAACAAUUGUUUUACGAGGCGGCACAUGGCAGAACAUGAUAUGGAGAGAGGUGGCAGUGGGAGACAUUGUGAAGGUGACCAAUGGGCAGCAUAUUCCAGCCGAUAUGAUCAUUUUAUCUUCAAGUGAGCCACAGGCCAUGUGCUACAUAGAAACAUCCAAUCUUGAUGGUGAAACCAACUUAAAGAUACGCCAGGGUUUGCCAGCAACCUCAAAUCUACAGUCUACUGAGGACUUGGUUAAAAUGGCUGGAAGGAUUGAGUGUGAAGGUCCUAAUCGCCAUUUGUACGAUUUUACUGGGAACCUACGGCUGGACAGCAGCAGCCCAGUUGCUGUUGGACCCGAUCAGAUAUUAUUAAGAGGAGCCCAGAUCAGGAACACUCAGUGGGUCCUGGGGAUUGUUGUGUACACAGGACAUGACACCAAACUUAUGCAGAAUUCUACUAAGGCACCACUGAAGCGGUCUAAUGUAGAGAAAGUCACCAACAUACAGAUCUUAGUCCUGUUCUGCAUCCUCCUGGUCAUGGCACUUGUGAGCUCUGUUGGGGCCUUGUUAUGGAAUAGGAAAUAUGAGGAGACGAACUGGUAUCUGGGGGAAAAUGAUGCCAUAUACAGUAAUUUCGGCUACAAUCUUCUCACAUUCAUCAUUUUGUACAACAACCUCAUCCCCAUCAGUCUCCUGGUGACCCUGGAAGUGGUGAAGUUCAUUCAGGCUCUUUUUAUCAAUUGGGAUCGAGAUAUGUAUUAUGCAGACACGGACACCCCCGCCAUGGCCAGAACGUCCAACCUGAAUGAGGAGCUGGGCCAGGUUAAGUACUUAUUCUCAGACAAAACUGGAACGUUAACGUGCAAUGUAAUGAACUUCAAGAAAUGCAGCAUAGGCGGCAUCACAUAUGGACACUUUCCAGAAUUUGAGAGGGAGCGCUCCUCUGAAGAUUUCAGCCAGUUGCCAACGACAAGUGAAUCCUGUGACUUUGAUGACCCAAAGCUUUUCCAAAACAUUGAAGGGGAAAGUCCAACAGCAUUGGUGAUAAAGGAAUUCCUUACAUUACUGGCUGUGUGUCACACGGUGGUCCCCGAAAAAGAGGACGAUAAAAUAAUCUAUCAGGCCUCCUCCCCAGAUGAAGGAGCGCUAGUAAAAGGAGCAAGAAAGCUGGGCUACACAUUCAACGGCAGAACCCCAGACUCCGUCAUUAUAGAUGCAAUGGGGACCGAAAAGAGCUUUGAACUCCUAAAUGUCCUGGAAUUCUCAAGCAACAGAAAAAGAAUGUCUGUAAUCGUCCGAACCCCAUCAGGACAUCUUAGACUCUACUGUAAAGGAGCGGAUAACGUUAUAUUCGAGAGACUGUCCAGAGAAUCCCAGUACAUGGAGCAGACGUUAAACCAUCUUGAACAAUUUGCUUCUGAAGGCUUGAGAACACUAUGCCUUGCAUAUGCAGACCUUGAUGAAUCUGAGUACAAGGAUUGGCUAAAGAUCCAAAAUGAAGCCAGUGUGGUUCUGAAGGACAGAGUCCAGAAACUCGAGGAGUGUUAUGAGCAUAUUGAAAAGAAUUUGAUGCUUCUUGGGGCUACAGCGAUUGAGGAUCAGUUACAGGGCGGAGUCCCGGAAACUAUAUCUACAUUGAUGAAAGCAGAAAUUAAAAUAUGGGUUUUAACUGGAGACAAACAAGAAACUGCCAUCAACAUAGGAUACUCAUGUAAGCUAGUUUCACAGACGAUGUCACUCAUUUUGGUGAAUGAAGACUCUCUAGAUGCAACAAGAGAAACUCUCACAAAUCACUGCACUAACCUUGGAGACUCGCUUGGGAAGGAGAACGACAUUGCCUUAAUCAUCGAUGGGCAGACCCUGAAGUACGCGCUCUCCUUUGAAGUCCGUCAGUGCUUCUUAGACUUGGCGCUUUCUUGCAAGGCUGUCAUUUGCUGCAGAGUGUCUCCGCUGCAGAAAUCUGAAAUUGUAGACAUGGUAAAGAAACAUGUAAAUGCCAUCACGCUGGCAAUCGGAGAUGGUGCCAACGACGUAGGAAUGAUCCAGACCGCACACGUUGGAGUUGGGAUCAGUGGGAACGAGGGCAUGCAGGCAACCAACUCCUCCGAUUACUCCAUAGCUCAGUUUUCUUACUUGGAGAAACUCCUUCUAGUCCAUGGAGCUUGGAGUUAUAAUCGAGUAACCAAAUGCAUCCUCUACUGUUUCUACAAGAAUGUGGUCCUGUACAUCAUUGAGCUUUGGUUCGCAUUUGUUAAUGGAUUUUCUGGACAAAUUUUGUUUGAACGUUGGUGCAUCGGAUUGUACAAUGUGAUUUUCACUGCCUUACCACCUUUCACACUGGGAAUCUUCGAUCGAUCCUGCAGCCAAGAUAGCAUGUUAAAAUUUCCACAGCUCUACAAAAUUACCCAGAAUGCAGAUGGAUUUAACACAAGGGUUUUCUGGGGUCACUUUUUCAACGCCCUGGUUCAUUCUCUCAUUCUCUUCUGGUUCCCGCUGAAAAUGAUGGAGCACGAUGCGGUGUUCACCAGCGGACAUGUCACUGACUACUUGUUUGUCGGGAAUAUUGUUUACACAUAUGUUGUGGUGACGGUCUGUCUGAAAGCUGGCUUAGAAACCACAGCAUGGACAAAAUUCAGUCAUCUGGCCGUCUGGGGGAGCAUGGCGAUGUGGUUGGUGUUUUUUUGUGCUUAUUCCAACAUAUGGCCUAUAAUUCCCAUUGCACCAGAUAUGCUUGGACAGGAUUCUAAUGAGACAGGCAGCUGUCUCGCACUGUUGAAAGAUAUGUUGAAAGUGGCCAAUCAAAGUCUCUAUUCACAUGCAAUAAAGCAGUCUUCCAGCCCGGCACCAGAGAUAUGUCAGUGACUUGUAGGAUUUUAAUAAGAGAGCUGCUUCUAUGGAUUCCUAUCUUCCAUACUGACACCAUGGAGAAAAUAAUAGACCUAGCACCAGCUGUCAUAUAAAGCCGAAUAAAUCGUGUCCUACACACCAGAAAUAUUUUUAUGUUUUUCUUUGAAACCCAUGAAAGACAUUUGUAUUGGCUGCUUAUAAUAAUUGCUUGUUCUUCACUCCAUUCUAUCUGCCUUAGCCAACGUAUCAGAAAUAUUCGUAAGUCAGAGCCGUACUCCUUCACCGCCUGCAUACGAGAUGGACAUCUCCACAUCUGCAUUCCUGUGGAUUAUACUAAUGGAAGAUGAACUAAUCAGCAGAAAAUCACUGGUUAUAUGUAUUGGAUGGUCUCCUAGGUUGGAACCUUAUAGCCGUAAGGUCAGGAGCAGCCAAAGCGUUUAUUUCAAGGGUUAUUCUGGUAAUAUCCAGUUAUCCCCUAUCCUCACAGCAAGGAUGAUGGGAAUCGUAGGGUUAGGCAGUAGAUGUCACUCUGCAUUGGGACACAUGCUGCUUCAUAGACCAAGGGGAGCAGAGAAUCCAAGAUGGCGGGUGCAGAGAGGACAACAUUUUGGUAAUAUCAAGUUAUCCCCUAUCCUUACAGCGGCACGGACGAUGGGAAUUGUAGGGUUAGGCAGUAGAUGUCUCGGCAUUGGGACACACAUGCUGUUUUAUAGACCAUGGGGAGCGGAGAAUACAAGAUGGCAGGUGCAAAGAGGACUAUAUGGUCUACGGAAGAGACAAUGGGUGGCCAUGUGGUUGAGUCCAACAAAAAAAAACAGUAUGUGCUUAUAAAUGUGUCACUUUUAGACUAGGUUGAAUGAAUGAGUCUGGCAGGGACUCGCUGUGGUAUACGCUGGCCUACCGAUCGGUUGGUGUGCCAAUGUAUACCACAAAGGCAAGUUUCUCAUUGAAUUUAGCCAAAGGCCAUGUUCACUUGGGAUUUUGGAGUGGAAUCUGGUUGAAAAAUUCCGCAAAGAAAUUCCAUUGUUUUAAAUGGGAUUCUGCUGCACUAUGCACACGAUGGAAUUU
Hyla sarda is the source of this 4432-nucleotide messenger RNA. It is a transcript of the gene ATP8A2, whose product is annotated as ATPase phospholipid transporting 8A2. The transcript has 34 exons. Gene Ontology annotation, cellular component: plasma membrane. NCBI's taxonomy places the organism in Eukaryota, Metazoa, Chordata, Amphibia, Anura, Hylidae. The record is from RefSeq and is a predicted model, not a curated record. The coding region runs from base 110 to 3379 and encodes 1089 amino acids. Gene Ontology annotation, molecular function: magnesium ion binding; ATPase-coupled intramembrane lipid carrier activity; ATP hydrolysis activity. Gene Ontology annotation, biological process: phospholipid translocation; neuron development.